AUGAAAUUCGAUGAUUUUUUGUUAACAAUCAACGAUUUUGGUCGUUAUCAAAAAUUCAGUUUGUUCUUUAUUGGUUUAACUUAUUCGAUCACGCCAAAAUGUGAAUCAGCAAGAGAUAUUCGCAAACAUUCUUGUUUUCCAUCGGAAGACGAGAUAUUGCUUCUUCCUGCUACUCAAUUUCAAGUAAAUGGCAUUCUUAAUCAAGGUGAUCUUCAUAUUAUCCAUCUGAAAGAAACACAACCACCAUUUCCACUGUUACAAUCCGUAUCAAGUGUUGCCUCCAUCGCCAAUAGUUCGAUUUUAGCAGCAUCUACAAAUAUUCGCCCGAAAGUUGAUUGUAAACGGCAUUUUCCAACAACGUUUUUCACACUUCGUGAUUGGAAUCUGGUCGAAAAUGAAGAAACAUCACAACAUACUAUUACUGACAAGAACUUUAUUACGAAAGAUCGUAAAUAUUUGAUCACGCCCUUCCGUGUGGCUUGUUUCUUCUUUGUUGGUUUUCUUCUAUUUCUCUUUGGUGAUGUUCUGUAUUAUGCUUAUAUUGCUUAUGUGCUUUAUUUUCUUUAUUUGAAUGAUUAUAUCAAAACUAUUCUUUCGAAACGGUUUACCAUCGAUUUUUACAAGGAUAACGAGAACAUGAAAUUCGAUGAUUUUUUAUUAACAAUCAACGAUUUUGGUCGUUUUCAAAAAUUCAGUUUGUUCUUUAUUGGUUUAACUUAUUCGAUCACGCCAAUUGUAGUUUAUACUUGGUCAUUCACUGCUGCCACACCUUCAUUUCGUUGUAAAUCGAAUGAAAACGACAAUUUUUACUUACAAAACUAUUCUCAUUUAAAUCAACCAGAUGAAUUAUAUUGUAAAACGAAUACGAAAAUUUCAGUGAGAGAAUGUCAACGAUGUUAUAUCAAACAGAAUAAUCAAACAAAAGCGUGUCACGAUUUCGUAUUUGAUCAAAAAUAUUACAAUUAUACACUUGUUGAAGAAUGGUCGAUGGUUUGUGAUCGAACGGUCUUUCGUACAACGGUACAAAACAUCUUUUUCGUCGGUUAUAUGAUUGGCUCAAUAUUCUUUGGAAUUCUUGCUGAUAAAUAUGGUCGUCGACCAAUAAUUAGCAUUUGUUUGAUAUUAACAGCAUGUUCGGGAUUUAUUUGUACGUUUUUCCCUCAAAAAACGUUAUUUGGAUUUUGGCCAAGUUAUUUGUCAUAUACAUUCGGUCGAUUUAUCUUAGCUUGUGUAACUCGAGGCGUUGGAAUUACUGAUUUUGUAUUAGUGACAGAACUUGUGGGCCCGAAGAAGAAGUUUCUUGUUGGAACAAGUCUUCAUAUGUGUUUUGCACUUGGUCAACUAGUUUUAAGUUUUUUUGCUUAUUUUAUUCGUGAAUGGAGACGUUUAACAUUAGCUUUAUCGUUAUUCACAGCUCCAUUUGUAUUUCUGCAUUUUGUUAUACCUGAAUCGCCAAGAUGGUUACUCAGUAAAGGACGAUAUAAACAAGCGGAGAUUCUCUUGAGAAAGAUCGCGAAGACGAAUAAAAAGUCGUUUGAUGAUGCAGCAUGUCGCAGAAUGUUUGCUGAUCUUGAGAAAUCGCACGAUUCAAACGAUCGAACUGGAGUUUUGUCAUUAUUUCGAUCGAAAAUCAUGUUAAUUAUAAGUUUGAAUUUAUUUUUUCAAUGGUUUGUUCAAAAUUUGGCUUAUUAUGGAGUUUCUCAAAGUACUGGCUCAUGGGGCUUUGAUCCAUACUUGUCAUUUACAAUAUCAGCUUGUGUAGAACUUCUUGCUUACAUUGCAAUUUAUCUUAUUUUAAAUCGUAUCGGUCGAAAAAUGCCUUAUUUAACAGCAGUAUUUUGCUUUGUGAUUGUUUCAUUCUUGACUAUUUUGAUACACAACGAUCACCGUCGAGGAAUUCUGAGAUUUUUAAUGAAUAUUUCAUCGAAAUUUCUUGUUUCGGUUAGUUAUGGAACGAUUUAUAUUUACGCGAAUGAAUUAUUUCCCACUCGAGUGCGAAGUACAGGAAUGGGAUUGUGUUCAAUGGCUGCACGGGUUGGCGCAAUUGUUGCCACAACGAGUAACGAUAUGUUAGCACGCGUUUGGAUUAAUCUUCCAACUGUUUUAUUUGGUGCAUUGUCAUUGAUCGCAGCACUUGCUGUUCUGAUGUUACCGGAAACGUUGAAUAAACCAUUGCCACAGACAAUUCAAGAUACAGAACAGAUGGGUUUACUUUGUAUUCGUGAUUCCCAAACGGAACGAGCAAACGAAUCUACAAAUGAAGAUAAGUUAUUAAAUGAAAGUUCGGUAAAAAGUUAA
This is a messenger RNA of Adineta ricciae, 2298 nucleotides long. NCBI's taxonomy places the organism in Eukaryota, Metazoa, Rotifera, Eurotatoria, Adinetida, Adinetidae. The record is from the annotation of a GenBank genome assembly.